Messenger RNA from Triplophysa dalaica, 1384 nucleotides. It is a transcript of the gene lsm12b, whose product is annotated as LSM12 homolog b. Gene Ontology annotation, molecular function: RNA binding. The record is from RefSeq and is a predicted model, not a curated record. Bases 227 to 817 code for a protein of 196 amino acids. Lineage: Eukaryota; Metazoa; Chordata; Actinopteri; Cypriniformes; Nemacheilidae. The transcript is spliced from 5 exons.
ACAGUGCUAGAUUCAGCGAUGGCUUUCUCGAAUGAGUUGCGGUAAACGUUAGAAAGUUAUGAAAAUAACUACGGUUUAGUAGUAUAUUGCGGAGUGCAAAAUAGACAGAUGGUGCAAUAAAAACAUUAUUUAGCUUCCUGUCACCUGACGCGCCUCUGUGUCGUAGCAGUCACGCCGUCGCGUGCGUUUGCGUAAAGCUGGUGCUCCGGUUUCCCUGGCGGAGAAGAUGGCGGCUCCUGGACCGGGGGAGUAUUUUAGUGUCGGGAACCAUGUCUCUUGCCUCACCUGUUUAGGCCAACGAUUGCAGGGAGAGGUGGUGGCUUUCGACUACCCGUCCAAGAUGUUGACUCUAAAAUGCCCUUCCUCCAGUGGUAAGCCCAACCUCAGUGAUGUCAUCCUGAUUAACUUAGCCUAUGUUUCAGACGUGGAUAUAAUUAAUGAUCGCACUGAGACUCCACCUCCUCUAGCAUCCUUGAAUGUUAGCAAGCUUGCCAGCCGGGCGAGGACGGAAAAAGAAGAUAAAUUAUCCCAAGCCUAUGCAAUCAGUGCUGGGGUGUCUGUUGAGGGCCAGCAACUAUUCCAGACUAUACACAAAACCAUCAAAGAUUGUAAAUGGCAGGAGAAAAACAUCAUUGUGAUGGAUGACGUUGUAGUCUCACCACCAUACCAGGUGGAGAACUGCAAAGGCAAAGAGGGAAGUGCUCUAAGUCAUGUACGCAAAAUUGUCGAGAAACAUUUUAAAGAUGCAGAAAGCCAGAAGUCGAUGCCGCGUACACAAGCACAGCAAACACAGAAGGACUCGUCUUUAUCCUCCUGAGUAGAGGGGUGUGGUUCACCUGGGGAGGGCACUACGGGCACCAAGGGCCUGUCAGCUGGUUGAAACCAGCACUCUACUCCCCCUCUGCGUCAUAGUUUGAGGGUGGAUGCACCAUGGGCCAAGGGUCUGGAAGAUCAACAAAAGAAACAAACAAAAACCUAAAAAAAAGAAAAGUAAAAAUGUUUUAAGAAAAAGUGAGAGUGAAAAGACUUCAUUCUAAUUAGACUUUAUAAAGAUAAUUUAAAACACCAACCAUAGUUUCUUUGACUAACUUACAGUGUCUUAUCCCCCCUCUGCCCCUUCAUUCCCUUCAAGGUUUCAUCUGAAAUAGCUUUCCAUAUGUUCUUCACCAUUACAUCCUUCUUUCGCCUUCAAUUCCAUUUUGUCAAAAAAAGAAAAAACAACCAGUCAGAAAUGCUUGUUAGCUUUAUUUACUUAUGCUUUUUUUCUUUUGGCUGUUUAUGUUCUACAAAUGUCUGUCUGUUCUGUAUUUUAAACAAAAUGUGACCUUCAGAUACCACACAUUACAAAGGACAUUUUCUAAAAUAAAACCUAUUCUGACUGCAA